AUGGGAGAUUUCAAUGCUUCCUAUCUUGAUCAGAGAAAUGUUCGUGGCGGCUUUGCCAAGGACACAGUUACUAUAAAUGGAAGGUCUAUCAGAAACCAAAAGCUCGGGCUGAUCAGAAGCCAGACACCAGGUACAGGGUUGCUCGGCCUGGGUUUAAGUGAAGGCGUAGCAGCCGCCGAAAAGUAUCACACUGUGGUGGAUAAUCUAGUGACGGAGGGACACAUUGAAAGAGCUGCCUUCAGUCUAUUUCUGAAUAGGAGCUCGAGUAGCUCCAAUGUGACGGGAAUAAUCCUCUUUGGCGGCAUCGAUACCGAGAAGUAUAUGGGAAACCUCGCCACGCUACCACUGGUCCCGGGCUUCAAGCCUGGUGCUGGAGUUGUAGCAUAUGCUGUGCACACGUCUGGCUUGGCGCUGGACAAAGACAACGGCCAAGAUUUGACGUUCCUGCUGAAUGAAUAUGUCAAGCCCGUCUGGGAUAAUCUUGGCGUCGAGAUUGCGCAGAAGAGAGCUUUCAUUGACUGCAAAUACACAGAAGAUGAAGGGCGAGAUGUCACCGUUGAUGUGGCGUUUCCCAAUAAGAUGAACAAUGUGCCGCUGAGAAAACUUGUUGUCGACACCGGCAACCCGGGGCUGCUUAAGCUUCUGGGUCUCAAGUUGGAACCCCCUUGUAUCUUUGGCCUUCAAGGCACGUCAGCCAACAAUAGCACAGGCAACCGUUUCGUCAUUGUGGGAAGCAAUGUCCUCAGGAGCGCCCAUGUCGUGUACAACGCAACCAAUAAACAAGUCGGAAUCAUUCAGGCCAAUGUCGGAUCAACCAGUUGCAACAUUGUUGGCCUGAAAGCCGGAACAGACUCUCCAGCCGUCACUGGCGCGAAUGCAAAUCAAACGAACAAUCAACCGAGGAGUGAAGGGAAUAGUGCUGGAGACAUGGUCACUCGACGAUGUGUUUGGACAGUCGCAAUCAUUUUGUCCACUGUUGUAUUCCCUGAUAUAUAG
Molecule: messenger RNA, 996 nt
Organism: Metarhizium brunneum ARSEF 3297
Lineage: Eukaryota; Fungi; Ascomycota; Sordariomycetes; Hypocreales; Clavicipitaceae
Biological process (GO): proteolysis
Molecular function (GO): acyltransferase activity, transferring groups other than amino-acyl groups; aspartic-type endopeptidase activity
Source: RefSeq, a predicted model, not a curated record